Messenger RNA from Lemur catta (Ring-tailed lemur), 7029 nucleotides. RefSeq names its product tripartite motif containing 24 (gene TRIM24). Lineage: Eukaryota; Metazoa; Chordata; Mammalia; Primates; Lemuridae. The record is from RefSeq and is a predicted model, not a curated record. The coding region runs from base 331 to 3489 and encodes 1052 amino acids. Gene Ontology annotation, molecular function: protein binding; zinc ion binding. The transcript is spliced from 19 exons.
GGCCGGGGGGCCCGAGUGAAAGGCAGGCGGGCGAGGGCGGGUUGGGCGGAUUCGACGAGCGCCGCUGCGGUUGGAGAGGCGGACGGGGCGCAGCCUCCCCGGUGCGAAAAACGGUCCCCGCUGACAGAUCCCCUUCUUCCGGCCGCGCCACCCGGGAGGCGGAUCCCCGGGGCCCGAGGAGGCUUCCUCCACCCGGCUCUCCUUCCCUCCCUCCCUCUGCCGCGGGUCAGCGGAGCGGCCUCUGAGGAGGAGUGGGAGGAGGAGGAGGUCGUCGGGGGCGGCGGGCGGAGACCGCGCUCCCCCUUCGCCGGCGGCGGCGGGGGCAGGACAAUGGAGGUGGCGGUGGAGAAGACGGCGGCGGCCGCGGCUUCGGCGGCGGCCGCCGGGGGGCCCUCGGUGGCGCCGAGCGGGGAGAACGAGGCCGAGAGUCGGCAGGGCCCGGACUCGGAGCGCGGCGGCGAGGCGGCCCGGCUCAACCUGUUGGACACUUGUGCCGUGUGCCACCAGAACAUCCAGAGCCGGGCGCCCAAGCUGCUGCCCUGCCUGCACUCUUUCUGCCAGCGCUGCCUGCCCGCGCCCCAGCGCUACCUCAUGCUGCCGGCGCCAAUGCUGGGCUCGGCCGAGACCCCGCCGCCCGCCCCCGGCUCCGGCUCCGGCUCCGGCUCGCCGGUCAGCGGCUCCUCGCCGUUCGCCACCCAAGUUGGAGUCAUUCGAUGCCCAGUUUGCAGCCAAGAAUGUGCAGAGAGACACAUCAUAGAUAAUUUUUUUGUGAAGGACACUACUGAGGUUCCCAGCAGUACAGUAGAAAAGUCUAAUCAGGUGUGUACAAGCUGUGAGGACAAUGCAGAAGCUAAUGGGUUUUGUGUAGAGUGUGUUGAAUGGCUCUGCAAGACAUGUAUCAGAGCUCAUCAGAGGGUAAAGUUCACAAAAGACCACACUGUCAGACAGAAAGAGGAAGUAUCUCCAGAGGCAGUUGGUGUCACCAGCCUGCGACCAAUGCUUUGUCCUUUUCAUAAAAAGGAGCAGUUGAAGCUUUACUGUGAGACAUGUGACAAACUGACAUGUCGAGAUUGCCAAUUGUUAGAACAUAAAGAGCAUAGAUAUCAAUUUAUAGAAGAAGCGUUUCAGAAUCAGAAAGUGAUCAUAGAUACACUAAUCACCAAACUGAUGGAAAAAACAAAAUACAUAAAAUUCACAGGAAAUCAGAUCCAAAACAGAAUAAUUGAGGUAAAUCAAAAUCAAAAGCAGGUGGAACAGGAUAUUAAAGUUGCUAUAUUUACAUUGAUGGUAGAAAUAAAUAAAAAAGGAAAAGCUCUACUGCAUCAGCUAGAGAGCCUUGCAAAAGACCAUCGCAUGAAACUUAUGCAACAACAACAGGAAGUGGCUGGACUUUCCAAACAGUUGGAACAUGUCAUGCAUUUUUCUAAAUGGGCAGUUUCUAGUGGCAGCAGUACAGCACUACUUUAUAGCAAGCGACUGAUUACAUACCGGUUACGGCACCUCCUUCGUGCAAGGUGUGAUGCUUCUCCAGUGACCAACAACACCAUCCAAUUUCACUGUGAUCCUAGUUUCUGGGCUCAAAAUAUUAUCAACUUAGGUUCUUUAGUAAUCGAGGAUAAAGAGAGCCAGCCACAAAUGCCUAAGCAGAAUCCUGUCGUGGAACAGAAUUCACAGCCACCAGGUGGUUUAUCUUCAAACCAGUUAUCCAAGUUUCCAACACAGAUCAGCCUAGCUCAAUUACGGCUCCAGCAUAUGCAGCAACAGGUAAUCGCUCAGAGGCAACAGGUGCAACGGAGGCCAGCACCUGUGGGUUUACCAAACCCUAGAAUGCAGGGGCCCAUCCAGCAACCUUCCAUCUCUCAUCAGCAACCCCCUCCACGUUUGAUAAAUUUUCAAAAUCAUAGUCCCAAACCCAGUGGACCAGUUCUUCCUCCUCAUCCUCAACAACUGAGAUAUCCACCAAACCAGAAUAUACCACGACAAGCAAUAAAGCCCAACCCCCUACAGAUGGCUUUCUUGGCUCAACAAGCCAUAAAACAGUGGCAGAUCAGCAGUGGACAGGGUCCCCCAUCAACUGCCGGCAGCACACCCUCCACACCUUCCAGCCCCACCAUUACUAGUGCAGCAGGGUAUGAUGGGAAAGCUUUUGGUUCACCUAUGAUCGAUUUGAGCUCACCAGUGGGAGGUUCUUAUAAUCUUCCCUCUCUUCCAGAUAUUGACUGUUCAAGUACUAUUAUGCUGGACAACAUUGCGAGGAAAGAUACCACUACAGAUCAUGGCCAGCCAAGACCACCCUCAAACAGAACGGUCCAGUCACCAAAUUCAUCAGUGCCAUCUCCAGGCCUUGCAGGACCUGUUACUAUGACUAGUGUACACCCCCCAAUGCGUUCACCUAGUGCCUCCAGCGUUGGAAGCCGAGGAAGCUCUGGCUCUUCCAGCAAACCAGCAGGAGCAGAUUCUACACAUAAAGUCCCAGUGGUCAUGUUGGAGCCAAUCCGAAUAAAACAAGAAAACAGUGGGCCACCUGAAAAUUAUGAUUUUCCUGUUGUUAUAGUGAAACAAGAAUCAGAUGAAGAAUCUAGGCCUCAGAAUGCUAACUAUCCAAGAAGCAUACUCACCUCCCUGCUCUUAAAUAGCAAUCAGAACUCUACUUCGGAGGAGACUGUGCCAAGAUCAGAUGCCCCUGAUAGCACAGGAGAUCAACCUGGACUUCACCAGGAAAAUUCCUCAAAUGGAAAGUCUGAGUGGCUAGACCCCUCACAAAAGUCACCCCUUCAUGUUGGAGAGACAAGGAAAGAGGAUGACCCCAAUGAGGACUGGUGUGCAGUUUGUCAAAAUGGAGGGGAACUCCUGUGCUGUGAGAAGUGCCCCAAGGUGUUCCAUCUUUCUUGUCAUGUGCCCACAUUGACAAAUUUUCCAAGUGGAGAGUGGAUUUGCACUUUCUGUCGAGACUUAUCUAAACCAGAAGUUGAAUAUGACUGUGAUGCUUCCAGUCACAACUCAGAAAAAAAGAAAACUGAAGGCCUUGUUAAAUUAACACCAAUAGAUAAAAGGAAGUGUGAACGCCUACUUUUAUUUCUUUACUGCCAUGAAAUGAGCCUGGCUUUUCAAGACCCUGUUCCUCUAACUGUGCCUGAUUAUUACAGAAUAAUUAAAAAUCCAAUGGACUUGUCAACUAUCAAGAAAAAACUACAAGAAGAUUAUUCUAUGUACUCAAAACCUGAAGAUUUUGUAGCUGAUUUUAGAUUGAUCUUUCAAAACUGUGCUGAAUUCAAUGAGCCUGAUUCAGAAGUAGCCAAUGCUGGUAUAAAACUUGAAAAUUACUUUGAAGAACUUCUAAAGAACCUUUAUCCAGAAAAAAGGUUUCCUAAACUAGAAUUCAGGAAUGAAUCAGAAGAUAAUAAAUUUAGUGAUGAUUCAGAUGAUGACUUUGUGCAGCCCCGGAAGAAACGCCUCAAAAGCAUCGAGGAGCGCCAGUUGCUUAAAUAAACAGCACCAUUGGCUUGUGUUGGUUUUUAAAUAUUUUUGGUUUCCAAAAAAGUAUUUGUCAGUAAUUUAAUAUCACUACAAAGAAGAGUUUGUGACUACUCUGAUGUCUGUUUUUGAUGUUUACUAGACUUUGAUUUCCUUAGUAACCCAUUUGUUUUAACCUCUUAUCAUUAAGGAGGAGGAAGAAUGGAAGAAAGAAAAUGGAGGGAAGAAAUAAAGGAUGGUAGAAAAGAAGGAAGGAGGAGGAAGCAUCAAAAAUGAAAUACAAAGACAUCCUUCCCACUUCUUGGAUUUUAAAACCAUAAUCUGGAGGUGAUAGCUACUAGAGAAAGGAAAUAGACUUUGUAUGAAUUCUAAGUUGAAAAUUAAAUGUGGUUUGAAUGUGUGUGUUAAUUCAUUUUUAGAAAUUAAUACCAUUAUUACCCAUUAAUUAUGGCCUGACCAUAUGAGUUAGGUAUACUGUACUUAAGAACAGUACUCCAUGAACGUGAGUGGUAACAAGUUCUAUCCCAGGAUGCCAAGUGGUACAACAAAAGGAUAGAUUAGAAGCUAUUAAGAAGGCACCUAAUAGUAUAUCAUGUAAGAUGGCAACUGUAUUAAAGAAAAAUCAGGAAAACAAAUGUUUGAUUUUUGGUUUGUUUUUUUUUUCCUUGUCUAUAGAGGUGUUUGGUAUAGCAGGUUUUCAAGGCCAUUUUUCAUACAUUUCUAGAUCUAGAUUUUCUUCAACUUUUUCCACUGACGGAAGUGUACAUGUUUGGUUUUGCUGUGUGUCUAUGUGUGGUUUGUUUUUUUUUUUUUAACUGUGCUUUUAUAAAAAGCCUCAUUGUUUGCAGUAUGGCUUUUAGUGGAAGUACCCAAAAUAUAAAAUACAGCAGUGUGCACUGUAUUUGUCGUGAGGUUUCUUGAACAUAUACCCUAUUGGGCAUUAAAUACAAGGUCCCCUGAAAGGGACUAAUUUUUGUGGUUUUCAUCUGCCUGUAAUUUGGAAUGAAAAUAUGUUGUGGGAUUUGGGAGCGGGCAGUUGGAGAGAAUUAUAGUGAAAAAAAUUUUUUUUUCUGAAGCAUCUAUUUCCUGUUUGUUGUUGUUAAGAGUCAAAAUUCAAUCUUUGAUCUGACUUAAUCCUGAAUUACAUUUUCAUUCUAUUGAUUGAGAUAUAAAAGACCUAUAUUCUGAGAACAAGCAUAUUCUUAAUGAGCCAGACUCAGCUAGCAGCUAGUUCAACUGGUACAAUUUAUUCCUUUUACUUGUUCAGUGUUUUUUAGGAUCAGAUAAACUGUCAAAGAAAGAAACUAGAUUAAGAUAGACGAAAAUUGCUGUGCCAUAUGUUUAAUACUAAUCUAACAUUUGACAAAAUACACGUGAAUAUUUGUAGUUUGCCAAAAUAAGGCAUUAUUUAUAGAACAUUAAUUGACUGGAGGAAAUUUUUCUCUUUAGGAUGAUAGAAUAAAAAUAUAGCUGACCUGAAGGAAUGCUCUUCUUUGGAUUGUAUUACCUCCCAUGAAUUAAACAUAGAAGAUUUGGUUAUAUCCGCAAGGCUUUACUUCUUAAAGUGGAAAACAUUCUGUGGCUAAUUCAUUGGGUUUUCAGGUAUUGCUAAAGAAAAAAAUCUAAGGAGAAAACAACUUACUAGCAAUAGCUUCCCAUUUUCUAUAUACACAGGUCUUAUUCGUAAUGUGUCAAUUAUGUAUUAAUUGUUAAAGUCUCAAUCACUUUUCCAAAUAUCUGUUACAUGGUGAUGUUUGUUGUUGUGUUUUAAAUAUGCAUUUGACAUUUGUUCUCCUGAGACUAUUUGAGCAGAUUUUGAUAAUAGUGCUUAUACCUUUUAAUUGUUUGGGUUUUUUUGCUCCAGCAUUUUAUUUUUAGCACAGCAGCUGUGGAGCUUUUGCUAAUAAGUUUAUUCUUGGUAUCUUAGAAUGCUGUUCUUCUGACAGUUUGUUCUUCUGUACUUGUCUCCUGAGUUAGAGCAACACAGAUAAAUUAUUUUGAGAAUCAUCACAAAGGGAGGCAGGGCUUAAGAGAGUAAAAAUAUAAUUUCCUAAGUGUUAUGUGAGCCAGAAUUUCUACUAAUGUACCCCGCACUGUCACUAUUCAGUGCCAUAUUAAUGUUUUCAAACAGUAUUUGUUUCAUCUUAACCAUCUUUGGCUGAAUGAAAGGCAAUUGAGAACCAUCUUGUAAUCAUACGUAAUAUAAUUAUCAUAUUAAAUGUCUUGGGUUUCUCAAGAGCCCUUUUGUAAUGGUCUUUAGAUUGCGACCUUAUUAACAAGUGCUUGUGUGCCCAGGUGGAUCCCAGUUAAGUCAUCCUUAAAUUCUAAUAGAAGUAAACUAUAAGACAAGCCUAAUUAUACCCCAUACUCAUUUAGAGAGCAUCCCUCAAAAAAAUUUAUGAUUCCAGCAACCUUGACCUAAAUUUAUGCACACCAGUGUUGACCUCUGACCAAAAACUGUGGGAGAUUGCCCUUUGGAUUUGGGACCUAGAGCCCAGUAUUACAGCUGAAGGACCCUCAUUGCUGAAUGUGACUACACCUUUGGCCAGGGCUUAUGAAUGAGCAGGCCACGUGGGAGUAGGAUUUACUCAGUUCCAACUCACUGACAGCUUUCUGAGGUCCAAGCACCUGACUUUCUGGCAGUAAAGAAACCCAAGUACACAGCCAGUGAUCUCUGGCUAUGGCAGAGAUAUAAUGGACUGAGAUAUACCAUAUUAAAUCCAAAAUAUCUAACAUCUGGCAAUGCACUCAUUUUGUCUUUUUAAUUAACAUGCCCUGCUUAUCUUUUCUGAAUGGGGGUGGGGUAGGAGAGUAGAAGGUGUUUAAAGAAAAACAUCCUCUUUCCAUGGUAGUUUUAUGCUUUUCCAAGCUAAAUAGUAGGCUUUACAUUUUACUACCACCCAGUAUAUAGUGUAACUAAGGGGUGCUUUCAAAAAGGUCCACAGUCAAAAGGGUGAGUAUACAGCUCCUUGUUCCAUUUAUGAAUUUGCAUUUCAAAGUCCUGUGCUGUUUAAAGUACUUAGAUUUUUAAAUUUGAGUUCUGUGGCAAGACAAAACUUCUGCUGAGGCCUGAUCCAAAUUAAUGUGAAUCCCAAAAGUAAGUUGCAUGUGAAGGAAAGGUUUUUAGGUUUAAAUUGAAGAUGUGCGCAUUUUCUGUUUGUUUGUAUUCAUUAUGAAUGAGAGAGAUCUGAUCUGAUUGGCCAUUGAAAUUAUGGGCAUGACCACGAGUUCAGCCAUCUAAUUUCUUACUGCAAUUGAGCUCCUUUUAAAUAACCAUGUACAUAUUUGUUAAAGUAUUUUAUAGCCCCAUGUAAAUAACUGAUGUCUUUUUACAUUUAUUGUACCUUCAUCUUGGAUGUGAAUUUACUGUCAUAAUUCACAUGCCGGUGACUCGUGUUCCUAAGUGAGAAUAAUGCUAGUCAGUCAGAUGACAGAUUUUUCUUCAUGAAGGUUUUGCUUAUUGUGAAGGAUAUCUAAGGUAGUAGUCUUUUUUGUUAUUAAUUUUGGGGGCAGACCGGUGCUUUGAUUUUAAUAAAAAUUAACUUUGGAUUCUUA